Molecule: messenger RNA, 849 nt
Organism: Penicillium robsamsonii
Lineage: Eukaryota; Fungi; Ascomycota; Eurotiomycetes; Eurotiales; Aspergillaceae
Exons: 1
Coding region: 1-849 (282 amino acids)
Source: RefSeq, a predicted model, not a curated record
AUGCCUCGACAGAUCCAGCUUCAAAGCGCUAAAUUCCUUGAAGAUCUACCACCGUCAAUCCCUAAAUAUGCAUACAAUGGGAUAGAUCAAUUCGGCGAGAUCAUGAGUCUUGAACGUGAACGUUUUGAAAGAUCAAACGAUUCUCAGGCCAUAGAGACGACUGGCGAAUACGUCCUUUUCGAAGUGAGAGAACGCCACAUACGAUCCGAUUUUGUAGACCAAGACCAAGCUACCACCAAUCUCUCCCUGCGAGUCUCCUUUGAUCUUACGGCUAGCCUCGUGCUCGUCAAAAUGAUGGGACCAGUGCAUUCGGAAAUGCUGGCCCGGUUCAACAACAUGAUCACCUUCGCUCUAACCGGUAUGGGACUGCAAUUUGCAUUCCAAAACUACAGCGGAGUUACCAUUCGAGGUAACAGCAGUGGAAAGGAAGCAGAUUGGGGUUGGGGCCCCGCCGUGGGCCAGCCCGGGCACACUGGGAAACCGACUGUUAGCCUUGAAGUGGCCGUUUCCAAGUCACAGGCUAAGUUGGAACGGGACGUGGGCUGGUGGCUUACCUCUACCAAGGGGGGCGCAAACUUGACAGUGACUAUUAAGGUUGAUCGACGUGCCCCCCGUCUUACAAUUGACGUAUGGCAAUGGAUUGGGACAGAUAUCGAACGAACGCAGCAAGUGACUAUUGCAAGGGUUAGCGAUCAAGUGUUCGUUACAGGAAAUCUGCUUAUCAUACCAUUCCACCUUUUAUUCUUACGACAGCCCACAGCAGGGUCAGCCGAAAGUGAUAUUGCUCUCCACCAGCAGGACUUGGUGCCUUUCGCUGAAUCUAUCUGGCGCGUUCAACAUUUUACCUAG